AUGUCCUCCUUCCCUAUCAGCGAGGCCGAGCUCGUGGCCUUCUUCAUGGAGAGCGUCACCUGGGGCAUACAGAUCGUCACAUUCACACAGUGUGUGUGGGCCCUGUUCGAGACGGCGAAAGGUGGACCGCGGCGGGUCAACAUAAUACUGCUCACCUGGGCAAUCGCGCUGUUCGUCUGGGGGACGUUGGACAUCUCGUUCGCCGUGUACCGGAACCUCACCGCGUUCAUCUACUAUACCGGUCCUGGUGGCUCGAGUGAGAUCUUCGACGAGAUUCGGACUACGUUACUGUCCUACGGGUGGAGUGUAUGGAACUUUCUGGCUAUCCUGACAGCGGACAUGGCACUGGUACGUGUCUUCAACGCGCAUUGCCUUGCCACAAUGCCGACCCGUGCACCUCCAGAUCCACCGGUGCUUUGUGAUCUACAACCGCAAUUGGCUGGUCAUCGUCUUCCCCUCCCUCAUCUGGGCAGCCGGCCUGGCAUCUGCAGCCGCCGAGAUCUAUUACACCUCUACAUUCAACGCCUGACUAACCUCGCGGGUGCGGCGAAGAUCGAGGCAUUCUUGAACGCGUUCAUCGCGCUCGGCGUUUCUUUGAACAUCAUCACGACAGCAAUCAUCCUGUAUCGCGUCGGUCAACUGCAAAACGCAUCUGCCAGGAUGCUUGCUGCGAAGGCAGGGAAGCACGAUCACAUCCCGAGCAGUGGCCACAUGCGGUGGUCGCAGCUCAGCCAGAUCCUGGUGGAGUCCGCGGUGGUGUACACCCUCGCCGGUAUAAUCCUGCUCGUCGUGAACUUCGUCGGGAGCAACGCGGUCUAUCCCAUGUCCGACCUCACCCUCCAAAUCGCCGGAAUCCAAUACGACCUCAUCAUCACCCGCAUCUGCCGUGGGGUCGCGGUGGAGCAAGUGCAUUCGACAGUGCAGUAUCCUUUGCGGGACACGACCUACGGUAUGCGCUCGGAAUUGCCUCAUGUAGAAGGCGCUCCGUCGAAUGCCGACACGAAGAGCGCGAAAGAUUCUGGGACUGACUCGAACCAAGUUAACGUUCACGAUUACGUCGCGACGCAGGUGUAG
Messenger RNA from Fomitopsis serialis, 1074 nucleotides. RefSeq lists its product as uncharacterized. The coding region runs from base 1 to 1074 and encodes 357 amino acids. The transcript is spliced from 4 exons. The record is from RefSeq and is a predicted model, not a curated record. Lineage: Eukaryota; Fungi; Basidiomycota; Agaricomycetes; Polyporales; Fomitopsidaceae.